Molecule: messenger RNA, 3536 nt
Organism: Larimichthys crocea (large yellow croaker)
Lineage: Eukaryota; Metazoa; Chordata; Actinopteri; Sciaenidae
Gene: r3hcc1l
Product: R3H domain and coiled-coil containing 1-like
Exons: 7
Coding region: 142-1176 (344 amino acids)
Source: RefSeq, a predicted model, not a curated record
CAAACAACAAAAAACAAAUACGACAACAAACAAAACAAACGUGUCAUAUUUGACUACAUCUCCCAGGAUACUUUGCGUCUGCGUCAGUUGUGCGACGAAAAUCUGUUGUUAAACAAGUCAAACACGGAUGUUUUAACAUCAAUGAUGGAGCAGCCAGAAGACUGUGCUCCUGCCCAGCCAACACCCACACCUCCUCCUCCUCAGUCAAAAAGGCCAAGCCAGGCUCUGUACGUCCCCAAGCAGCGACUCCCUGGCUCCAAAGACAAAGCUCAGACUCAGGGAGAAGUUAAACCGAGACCCCGGCCUCGCUACACAGACAAGGCGAGGAAGAACGCCAAGAACAAGAAGGACAAGGCUGGAGCAGCGGAUAAGGGAGCGCCUGUUGCGGGAGAAGAGUUACCGGAUGCUGACUGUAAGCCUGAUGUGAAGGAAGAGUGGUUACAGGGUACAGAUGUGCAGGUGAAUGGGCACUCUGACUCAACCGGCGGGGUGGCAGAUGCUGCCACGAGGCUGGAAGCGACGUCCCUUCAGGAAGAACCGGGGGAAGAGGAGAGCUGGGACACCUUGUUCAAUGAUGAGGGAGAUUUUCUGGAUCCACACGUGGUAGAAGAGCUCGCUGUGAAGGAAGGUAAAAAGAAGGAGUCGAUUCAGGAAGCCAGGUUUGAUUACUACAACAUGGAUCAAUAUGAUGAGGAUGACGACGACGACGACGACAUUGACCUCAGAGACGACGAACUUUCGCACAUCGUAGAGAUCUACGACUUCCCUUCAGAGUUUAAGACGGAGGACCUUCUCAAAUUAUUUCAGUGUUACCAACAGAGAGGCUUUGACAUCAAGUGGGUUGAUGACGCUCACGCCCUGGGCCUCUUCUCAAGCCCCUUAGCAGCCCGUGAAGCUUUAAGAUCCAAACACCCUCUCAUGAAGUUGCGACCACUCUCCAAAUCCUCCUCUGCUAUAAAGGCCAAAGCCCGUAGCAGCUCAGACUACCUCCUGCCUGCUAAAGAGAGACCUCAGACGAGUGCAGCACUGGCUCGCAAGCUUGUGAUCGGUGCCCUCGGUGUAAAGAGCAACCUGACGAAGGAGCAGCGUGAGGCGGAGAGGAGGAAACUCCAGGAAGCGAGAGAACAAAAGCGCCUGGCAGCCAAACUGAAGGAGGAUGCUUGGGAGGGGAAGUGACCCAUCGUACCCAUCUCUCGGUUUCUUUUUUGUUUGUUUGUCUGUUUGUUUAUUUUUAGAUUCCUUGAUUCAGCAGCUAGUCUCCUCUGUUUAUGCUCCUGCUGUUUUUUUUUGUUUUUUCAACUGGCCACGCCUUUCUAUCACCGCACUUCCCAGAAAUGGAUUCCCACAAUUUUUUUCUUCCAGUUCUUCACCAGCUGUGACUGAACGUCUCAUCGUGCACAUUCAGCAUCCGAUCUAUGCUCCCUCAUUUUUAUGUUCAUACUUUGUCCCUGCCUCUGUGCCAUUGGCAGGGCAAGCACACAAGCGACUUGCUUUUAUGUUUUUAACUUUUUAACCACAGUCUGUAGUGAGCCACUGAGUCGAAAUUAUUCAUUUUUUUAAUAGAUCUGACUCAAAUAAAUCCACCUGUAAAAGUGAGGGAAGCCUAACAGCUCUGUUAAAGGUCCCGUAAUGUUAAAUCCCGUCAUGAUGCAGCACAUCAUAUAGUAUACUUUUAAUGGUUGAAUAAAAAAAAAGAAAAGCACAAUAUUUUCCAGUCAGUUUCUUGGUUUAUUUGAAUCAAAAUUGGACCUCUUUGCUCGCCAUUUUCUGUGAAAUGAAAAGCUGAAAACCAAAGAAGCUGCUGUUGUUUUUGUCCGUUAUCCUGACUUUUGUUCUAAGUCUUGAUGAUGAUGUCGAUGAUCAUUAAUUUCAUUCAUACAACAAAUUUCAACCAAACAAGCUAAUUAGAAUUAAAGAAAUCAUUUUGGGGGAAAGGAACAAACCACAGUAAUGUAACCGUCCAAUAAUGGGACAAAACCUUUGUCAGCAAAAACUUGUCCUUUAACAAAUUGACCUUUUCUUUUCAUUGUGAUUAAUCUGAUACAAGUACAUCCUGAAAGUGAAGUGGCUAGGGUCGGCAAACUUGAAUUGUAUUUCAGUUGCAUAUGCUUUGAUCUGUCGACCCUCUCAAACAGCUUUAGAUGUGGCGGUCAAUCUCAGCAGGCUGUUUUUCUUUAUUCCUGGAGAGGUGAGAUUCUGCACUUGUGAAAGGUUUUCACUGGAGAGAGAGAGAGAGACGAUGUUUAUUAAAUUAAAUGUUUAACUUCAACCUCCGUUUCCUAAUUCAGAGUCAGCUUUCAUAAUUCUGCUUCCUGAAACACACACACAUUCAGGCCCAGGAGACACUUGUGGCAGCUGGAUGCAGCUGCCUCCUCUGAGGCUUCACCCAGCCGACCACAGACCAUGUGGCUCUGUGUCUCCUUCAACCCCUCAGCCAAUAAUUAAGUCUGGUUCUUGGAGCUCAGAGAAAGAGCUGCAAAUUUGUCAGUUGUUUUACUGCAAAUUAUUGAACUUUAUAUCAACUUUAAACUAAAGUUUCUUGUUAACAUUUGGCCUCACAAGCUGUUAGUGGAACAGAUUGUACAUGUACAUGUUUGAAGGUGAUCAUAUAAAAACAUUAUGUUGCCUGCAGACAGCAUUUAGUUAGAGUAAUUGUGAGAAAUUGAACUUUACCACUCUUAUAUAUCCAAAUCAGUGCAGCCCAUUACUGCUGUAAGGAGCCCAGUUUGUACAGCUGUUUAGAUCAUUGGUCGAGAACGACUCAGACACACUGCCACGUGGCUCGUAGUGGGCUAAUUAAAAUGCUGCAGUCUCAAAGGAGGCACCAUUUCAUGUUCAGUUUUUGAACCGGCGAGCAUAACACAUUCCUAUUCACACAAUUCAGGUAUUAAUCUCUUUCCAGAGAUUCCUUGUUUCAGUAUAUGUACAGCAGAAGCAUUAGCAGUGAUGCAUUAAUGUUGUCAAUGCACCAUACACGCUCAUAUAUUAUUAAAGCGGGUGAAAAUGCAUUUGACAGUGUUUUGUAUGGACAUCAUUCAGUGAGAGAAAUACUACUAUAUUUACUGUGGAAGGUAUCAAAAACAAUGCUACAGUAGCGUCAUAUGUUAUUUAUGCUUGCUGUUAUUACACCGUUAUGUAAAAUUAUGAAUUAUGUGAAAGUAAUAAAAUGUAACUGUAACUAUGCCAAGAAGAUGUUAUAUGAUAAAGUUAUUUUUUGUUGUGAUUUUUACUAUUUACUGUUUUACUUCAGUGACAUUGCACUAAAUGGUCGUGUGAUUUGACUCCUCACUCAUGCUCAUUCGUUUAACAUCAUGGACAUCACUGUUGAGAAUUUAGGAAAAGUGAACAACAGAAAGAUUCUGCAUCUUGUAAUUAUGUUUUGUCUCGGAUUCAGCUCUGUGUCUGACCAAAGUCUCUUUUGAAGACAAAAAUUGGCGUAUGUUGAUGUGUCAUCACUUAAACAUUUUGCAGAUUUUGUUGUCUUUCCAGGUCAUGUGUCCUUUUAAUUUGUGAUUUAUUAAACCCUUUUCUUGCUA